AUGCUGUAUUUUUUGUCUGUUUCUUUCUUUCUUUCUUUCUUUCUUUCUUUCUUUCUUUCUUUCUUUCUUUCUUUCUUUCUUUCUUUCAACCAAUCGCAGCAUAAUUUGGUUUUACUUUCUGUCUUUCUUUACAUAUUUUCAUUUUUCUCAUCCAGUCUGUCUUUUAUGGUUGGACUUAUAUUUUCUUCCAUUCAUCUUUCUUUCUUUCUUUCUUUCUUUCUUUCUUUCUUUCUUUCUUUCUUUCUUUCUUUCUUUCUUUCUUUCUUCAUUCAGUGUUCUUAUAAUUGCUUUAUUUUCUUUUUUGUUUUCUUUCUUUUUUUGUUUAUUUGUAUAUUCUUUUUUUCUUAUAUUCGUUCUUUCUUUCUUUCUUUCUUUCUUUCUUUCUUUCUUUCUUUCUUUCUUUCUUUCUCUUUCUUUUCCCCCCUCUGUAUUCCGUUCUUUUAUUCUUUCUCCGUUUCAUCUCGUUUUUGUUUCUUUCUUUAUGCUUAUAUUUUUUUUUCUUUUCUUAUAUUCUUUAUUUCUUUUCCUUUCUCAUUCUUUCUUUCUUUCUUUCUCUCUCUCUUUCUUUCUUUCUUUUCUCUCUUUCUUUCUUUCUUUCUUUCUUUCUUUCUUUCUUUCUUUCUUUCUUUCUCUCAGAAUAUUUCUUUAUCUCAUUCCUCAUUUCUUUUCUACUUCCUUUUUCUUUCCUUAUUUUUUUCUUUCAUUGAUACUUUAUGUAUUUUUUGGUUUUCUUGUUUCAGCCUUUCUAAUAUUCUUUCUUUCAUUAGACUCAGUUCCCCGUUUUCGUUUGGAAAAUUGUUAUUAGAAUGA
Molecule: messenger RNA, 810 nt
Organism: Acanthosepion pharaonis
Lineage: Eukaryota; Metazoa; Mollusca; Cephalopoda; Sepiida; Sepiidae
Source: the annotation of a GenBank genome assembly